Molecule: messenger RNA, 1116 nt
Organism: Clonostachys solani
Lineage: Eukaryota; Fungi; Ascomycota; Sordariomycetes; Hypocreales; Bionectriaceae
Source: the annotation of a GenBank genome assembly
AUGGGGAACGUUGCGUCGAAGGAUGGUAAUGAUGGGAGUUGUCCCCAUCAUGAUCUCACUGAAGAUUCUCGAGCUGAGUUUGUAGGGGGUUUCUCUUUCCACGAGUUUAGUAUGAUUUUAUCAGGAGCGUGUUGUGGGAUCACGCUCCUUGUCAUGGUUUUCUUCACACAGAUGCAUGCAACACAUCUUUCCAACCCAACAGAACAGAUCAAGAUCAUGAAAAUAGGAUCUCUGAUCAGUACGUACGCCUUGGUAUCUUUCUUCUCAGUGGCCUUCCCGGCUGCUUCAGUGUACAUGCAUCCUUGGCUGGAUGUCAUUGAGGGAACGGCUCUGGGGUCCUUCUUCCUUCUUCUUUGCGACUACAUUUCUCCGAGCCAGGAACAGCGCGAGGCAUUCUUCGCGACAAAGCCAAAGUGCGGCAUCAGAUGGUUCAAGCUUCGAUGGCUUCAGAUUUUCCAGUUCCCCAUUAUCGCGCUGGUUCUGGCAAUCAUCACCAACGCCACCGCAGCUACAGGAGCUUUUUGCGAAUGGCGAAGAACGCCUGGAUCCCUCAAUUUCUGGAUCCGCUUGAUCGGCUCAAUAUCCCUGGUGAUGGCGAUGGUGUCUAUUCUUCAGGUUUAUGGCGCCACCAAGGUUGAUCUCGCCCAUCACCGCCCUCUUGCAAAACUAUUUGCCUUUAAGGCGGUUGUUGGCUUGACUUUUCUCCAGACACUCAUCUUCUACAUCCUCACCAGUACGAACACACUGAAGGAAACCGACACGCUGACCUUUGCCGAUGUGAAUAUUGGCAUUCCUAAUCUCAUUGUAUCUAUUGAGAUGAUCCCGCUCUCCAUCUUUUUUCUCACAGCCUAUCCAUGGAGCGUCUAUCUAAUCCACAAUUCAGAUGGAAAGUCCUCCCCGGAUCCCCAGAAUUCUAUCCAGUACAGCAAGCCCUACCAGGGCGGCCCUCUUGGAAUUUAUGCAUGGAUGUACAUGCUCAGUCCUAUUGACGAGCUGAAGGCAGCUGUAUUUGCUGUACUGCAGUUCUUUACCAACCGGGUACCCCAGCGAGGAAGCGACUCCCAUGAGAUGGAGCAUGUCCCUCUUGCCUACCAGGGACAACGCAUGGGUCCUUGA